ACAUUUCGCCAUAUCCUUGUGUUAAAGAUGGCGGCUUCUAUCGAUGGUGUUUUUAAUGAAAAUUUGCAAAAUGCAAUUCUUAAAAGCAAAAUUCUUGUUGUGGGUGCCGGUGGAAUUGGAUGUGAAAUCCUUAAAAAUCUCGUAAUGUCUGGAUUCAUGGAUAUUGAAAUUAUUGAUUUAGACACUAUUGAUGUUAGUAAUUUGAAUAGACAGUUUCUAUUUCAAAAACAACAUGUAGGAAAAUCAAAAGCUGCAGUGGCACGAGAAACUGCAUUAACAUUUAAUCCGGAUGUCAAAAUAGUCCAUUAUCAUGAUAAUAUUACGUCGGCUGAUUAUGGAUUAUCAUUCUUCAAAAAGUUCACAAUGGUAAUGAAUGCUUUAGAUAAUAGAGCCGCCAGAAAUCAUGUAAAUCGUAUGUGUUUGGCUGCUGAUGUUCCAUUAAUUGAAUCAGGCACAGCUGGUUAUGAGGGUCAGGUUGAAUUAAUAAAGAAAGGCCUUAGCCAGUGCUACGAAUGUACGCCAAAAGCUGCACAGAAAACAUUUCCCGGUUGUACAAUUCGUAAUACUCCAAGUGAACCUAUUCACUGCAUUGUCUGGGCAAAACACCUCUUCAACCAAUUAUUUGGAGAAGAAGAUCCAGAUCAAGACGUUUCACCCGAUACAGCAGAUCCAGAAGCGGCUGCCACUGCAGGAGAAGGUGCACUAGAAACAGAAUCUAACGAAAAAGGAAAUGUCGAAAGAACAUCAACACGAUCCUGGGCGCAAUCAUGUGGUUACGAUCCCGAAAAAUUGUUCACAAAACUAUUUCACGAUGACAUUAAGUAUUUAUUAAGUAUGGAUAAUUUGUGGAAAAAGCGAAGACCACCCGCGCCACUUGAAUGGUCCAAUCUCCCCGACGGAGUUGCUGGAUCUAGUAAAGAUGUAAGCGAUCCAGGAUUAAAAGAUCAACAGCGAUGGAGUAUCGCAAGAUGCGGUUCAAUUUUCGCUGAAUCGAUCAAGAAUUUAAGUAAAGAUUUGGCAAAGAAACAAGAAGUAUCUCCCACCGAUCAUCUCGUUUGGGAUAAAGACGAACCGAGCGCAAUGGAUUUUGUAGCUUCCUGUGCUAACAUUCGUGCCCAUAUUUUCGGAAUUCCACAAAAAACAAAAUUCGACAUUAAAUCAAUGGCUGGAAAUAUAAUACCGGCGAUCGCAACGACAAACGCUAUAAUCGCUGGAGUUGUAGUACUUCACGCUUUCCGAAUUCUCGAAGAUAAUUUAAAAGAAUGCAGAUCAGUUUACUUGCGACUAAAAAUGAAUCAUCGAAAUCAACUUCUUGUCGCUGAAAAGUUUGUAAAUCCUCCAAAUCCAAAGUGCUACGUUUGUGCGCCAAUGCCACAAGCAACACUUGCAGCGGACACGACCAAAAUGACUGUCAAAGAAUUAGAGGAGUCGGUACUCAAGGGUAGAAUGAAUAUGAUUGCACCGGACGUUAUGAUUGACGGUAAGGGUGUGGUAGUUAUCAGCAGCGAGGAAGGAGAGACUGAGGAAAACAAUGAUAAACUUUUGAAAGACAUUGGAAUUGUUGAUGGUACAAUUCUCAAAGUUGAUGACUUCAAUCAAAACUAUUCUCUCACUGUGACAGUCGUUCAAAGAGAAAAGCCAACCGCAAAAAGCGAAAGUCCAGAAUUUCUUAUUGUUGCUGACGAUGAAAGUCUCAAACCCAAGGAAGAGACCGAAGAGAAACCCUCCACUUCAAAUGGCCAGCUCGAAACAGUUGACGACGAUGCAGUCGAAAUUGUGGAAACGGAAAUGAUCGUAGAAGUCGAGGCCAAGAAACGAAAGACCGAAUCCAUUGAAAAUGAAUUAAUGGCGAAAAAACGAAAAGUUGAUGUCAAUAAUGGUCACGGUGAGAAGGAUGUAUACACAAUUGAUAGUGGCGAUUCCGAUGACGAGCCACAAAAUGAUGUAACAAUGGAAAAAGUCAUUUCUAAAAAGCACAAAACUUCGAGUGAUGAUGAAUGUUCAAUUAUUUAUGACGACACAAAUAAUAUGUCAAGUCCUAAGAAAGCUAAGACCGCUAAUUAAAAAUCAAUGAAAUUUUGGAUUUUUUUGAGGUAAUAAUAUUUAUCCUGUCGUACUCAAUAACGUCAACUCUGAGGUAAUUAUGCAACAGUCGCAUAUUAUUGAAAUAAUUUCCAAAAAAAAAAAAAAAAUGUUCAACAGCUGGAGUGUACUUUCUUUCUAUUAUGGCCUCUUGCUUAUACAGCAAAAUAGCCAAAUUUUGAAAGCGCGAGUGUAUAUACUUUUUUGCAGCGAUGUGAAUAUUAGAAAUGAUUAAUUUAAUUACACGUUAACUAAUCGUUUCAGUAAAUUACAUUUCAAAUUAGAAUAAUUAAUUGCUCCUGUUCUAGGCAAACUACAGUUUUUUUUUCUUCCUGAGUCAUUCAAAUGAAUAUUAAAAAACAAAUUUUGUUUGAUAGUUUUUGUUCGAUAGACAUAAAGAAAGUAUUCUUUUUUUUCAUAUUUGUCCGUCUCUAAUGUUGUCCUCUUUUACUAGAUAAAACGAUAAAAAUAGUGUAAAACUUUAUUAUUUGAAUGAUUAAUUACAAGUUCAGUAAUAUUUAUCACAUUGCGCGUUUUCCUAUACAAAAAUAUUUACAAACAAAUUUUCUAAUUAUAAUUAUAAAAUGAACAAUGAAUAAAUCGUUUCAUUUUUUACAAAA
Messenger RNA from Leptopilina heterotoma, 2702 nucleotides. RefSeq names its product SUMO-activating enzyme subunit 2 (gene Uba2). Gene Ontology annotation, molecular function: SUMO activating enzyme activity. Lineage: Eukaryota; Metazoa; Arthropoda; Insecta; Hymenoptera; Figitidae. The transcript is spliced from 8 exons. Gene Ontology annotation, biological process: protein sumoylation. The coding region runs from base 28 to 2064 and encodes 678 amino acids. The record is from RefSeq and is a predicted model, not a curated record. Gene Ontology annotation, cellular component: SUMO activating enzyme complex; cytoplasm.